CUAACUAAUUACAGUUUGAGCGCUCUGAUCAAAUAGAUCGUUAGUAGCUUUAGCAUUGAUUAUGUGAAUUUUAAAUUCAUACUCUUGGGCCCAAUGGAAGCCCAGCGGUGAAGUGUGAACCAAGCCUAACAGUCCUCCACUGCCACUUCUCGUCUCCGAAAUUCAGUUCAUAUUUUCCCCUUAAGGCCUCCUUCCACCCUCACACUCCGACAAUCCAUCACUCCGAAAAGAGCCUUCAUUUAGGUGCGUGACAUUUGAGGGUUGGAUUUUGAACAGAGAAGGAUGGGGAGAAUGAUAUUGAAUAAUGCAUUGAGAUCGAUAGUGAAUGCGGAGAGAAGGGGGAAAGAUACUGUGGAGUUGAAACCCAUAUCCACAGUAAUGUCAUCAUUCCUCAAAAUCAUGAAAGAUCGAGGUUAUAUCAAGGAUUUCCAAGUUUUUGAUCCGCAUAGAGUGGGGAGGAUAACAGUUCAACUACAAGGCAGGGUUAAUGAUUGUAAAGCUCUUACUUACAGGCAGGAUGUGAAGGCAAGAGAUAUUGAAGAGUACAAAAUGCAAAAGCUUCCGAUACGACAGUGGGGUUAUGUUGUGAUUACUACUCCUGAAGGUGUGUUGGAUCACGAAGAGGCUGUUAAGUGUAAUGUUGGGGGUCAGGUUCUUGGCUAUUUUCAUUAGAUGGGAAGGGGAGAAAUGUUCUCUGGUAUGAUGAUAUUCCGACUUCACCAAUGUGAGUUUGUUGUUUUGUUUACCUCAAUAUCAAGUUAUGUGAAUUUGGUGUCAACUUAUGAUUUAGAUAAAGGGAACUUUAACGAAAAGCUUCCGAUACUGUUUACUUUAACGAAAAACCACAUUUUUACACUAAAAAGUCAAUACUGGUACAGGUAGAACAAGAUCAUUCCUCUUGAAACAGCGCUCUUGUUUAUUACAAAAAUGGUAGCAGCAUUUAGUAAACCAGUCUAUUACUCUUUUAAACC
Messenger RNA from Pyrus x bretschneideri (Chinese white pear), 971 nucleotides. RefSeq names its product 40S ribosomal protein S15a-5-like. The record is from RefSeq and is a predicted model, not a curated record. Gene Ontology annotation, molecular function: structural constituent of ribosome. Gene Ontology annotation, biological process: translation. NCBI's taxonomy places the organism in Eukaryota, Viridiplantae, Streptophyta, Magnoliopsida, Rosales, Rosaceae. Gene Ontology annotation, cellular component: ribosome; cytosolic small ribosomal subunit. Bases 283 to 672 code for a protein of 129 amino acids. The transcript is spliced from 4 exons.